GAAUUUUUUUUAAGCUUUUGGUUUUGUAGGGUAUAUAAGGGAAAGAACACAGGAAUCAAAAUAGGCAAAGUGAACCACCAGCUAUGGGAAAGAUCAUCUUUUAUGAGGACAGGAAUUUUGGUGGGCGCUUCUAUGAGUGCAGCACUGAUAGCUCGGACUUGAUAUCCUUUUUUAACCGCUGUAGUUCAAUUCGUGUUGAACAUGGAAACUGGAUGAUCUAUGAAUUCCCCAACUUUGGAGGGUGCCAGUAUUUUCUAAAAAGAGGGGAGUAUCCCGAUUUUAACCAGUCAAUGGGAUUUGGCGACUCCAUCCGUUCUUGCAGGAUAAUUCCACAGCAUGGACAUGACUCAUGCAGAAUUAAAGUUUAUGAGAGAGAAGAUUUUAAAGGUCAGAUGAUGGAGUUCACUGAAGAUUGCCCCCAAGUUUAUGAAACAUUUCGGUACCACAAUAUCAGUUCUUGCAAUGUGGUUGAAGGGCAUUGGAUCUUCUAUGAUGAACCCAAUUACAAGGGACGUCAUUACUACCUCCGUCCUGGGGAGUACAAAAGAUAUAGUGACUGGGGAGCUGUAAGCAGCAGGGUUGGUUCAUUAAGAAGAGCAUCUGAUUUUAAUUGAUUCUAAAAAAUAAAAUAAAAGAUUGUUCAUCUUAA
Molecule: messenger RNA, 649 nt
Organism: Xenopus laevis (African clawed frog)
Lineage: Eukaryota; Metazoa; Chordata; Amphibia; Anura; Pipidae
Gene: cryga.2.L
Product: crystallin gamma a gene 2 L homeolog
Exons: 3
Coding region: 84-614 (176 amino acids)
Biological process (GO): lens development in camera-type eye; visual perception
Molecular function (GO): structural constituent of eye lens
Source: RefSeq, a predicted model, not a curated record